Tachysurus vachellii is the source of this 5578-nucleotide messenger RNA. It is a transcript of the gene lpgat1, whose product is annotated as lysophosphatidylglycerol acyltransferase 1. Gene Ontology annotation, molecular function: acyltransferase activity. The transcript is spliced from 8 exons. NCBI's taxonomy places the organism in Eukaryota, Metazoa, Chordata, Actinopteri, Siluriformes, Bagridae. The coding region runs from base 610 to 1740 and encodes 376 amino acids. The record is from RefSeq and is a predicted model, not a curated record. Gene Ontology annotation, cellular component: endomembrane system.
GAAGAAGAAAGCGGAGGAAGAAGCGCACGAAGAAGAAAAAGAAGACCGUUGCGUUUUUCGCUCGUCGCGCCUCCAUCUGCAAAACUCUUCUUUUCCGUUCAUUAACAUCUUAAUUAUGAAUUAUUUAACCUGAUUAUUUACGAGAAACGUUAAGCCUUUUCCCCCCCUGGGAGCACAUAUAACGGAAUUGUACCUUUUUAUUAUUAUUAUUAUUAUUAUUAUUAUUAUUAUUAUUAUUUUCUUCGCUUGACCUCGUAGUUUUUUGGAGGGGAUUUGACAUCAUCAUCAUCACCUGGAGGCCAGACCAGGAGAUUCACUUUGGAUGCAUCACCCGAUUAAUCGAUUCCUGGGUUGAUUCGGUUCGAUCGAAUAACAGAAUCAGAUGCAGCGAGAACGGGCUCGCGCACACCGGCAUGGUUGACAUGGCAACGACUUAUUCAGCGGCCCGGAUUGUUUCGAUGCAUAAAAAUCUAAUCUAGAAUAAUCAUCGUUAAUCUCCAUGUGACUUCGCACCAGUGUGUAGUUCAGCCCAGCUAUCUUCAGCUGGCUUCUUUCUCUUUUCAUCGUUCUUCAUUUGCACCCGCUGUUGCGCAGUGUGCUUGUAGCAGAAUGGCCCCGCUGGUUGAAAAGCUGCGCAGAUUUGCAUGGAUUCUCAUCAAAGCUCUGCUGCGCUUCACCUUCAUGUUCAUCAAUAACUGCGUGGCGAUUCCAUCGUAUUGCUUGUAUUUGAUCGUCUUGCAGCCACUGAGGAUGGUGCACAGCUCUGCUUUCUGGCACAUCGAGGGCGUCAUGUUCAGGUGGCUACUGGCCAUGGUGGCAUCAUGGGGCUGGUGUGCAGGAUACACAGUGACGGAGUGGGGCGACGACGUGAGGCCUAUAACUGAAGAUGAAGCCAUGGUCAUCGUCAACCAUCAGGCCACCGGGGACGUCUGCACUUUAAUGAUGUGCUUACAGAAUAAAGGAACGGUGGUGCGGAAGAUGAUGUGGUUAAUGGACCAUGUGUUUAAAUACACCAACUUUGGCCUGGUGUCUCUGAUUCAUGGAGAUUUCUUCAUCAGACAGGGCAAAACACAUAGGAACAAACAGCUCAUUUACCUGAAGAGUCACCUAGACAAGUAUUACUACAGUCGAGACAGGAAGUGGAUAGUUCUGUUUCCUGAGGGGGGCUUCUUGAGAAAAAGGCGAGAGACAAGUCAGUCAUUUGCCAAGAAGAAUGACUUACCCCACUUAACACACGUGACACUGCCACGCCUCGGUGCCACUCAGGUAAUCCUGAAGACACUUGGACCACAGCAGGAGAAUGGCAUGCUGGGAAACGACACCGGCUUGUCAGCACGGAAAGAUAGUAAAUCUAGAGGCCUGCAGUGGGUAGUGGAUAUGACAAUAGCAUACCCUGAAGCCAAACCCAUGGAUAUCCAGACGUGGAUUUUUGGCUACAGAGGUCCCACUGUCACACACGUGCACUACAGGAUCUUCCCAGUAAGAGAGGUGCCAAUAGAGAUGGAGGCUCUAACAGACUGGCUCUAUCAAAGGUUUGUGGAGAAGGAAAAACUUCUUGCUCACUUCUAUCAGACAGGAGUGUUCCCUCCAUCAAACGGUCAGAGUCAGGCUGUUUCUCGGGCGAUGACACUGGACUUUGCAUGGCUGUGCGCUGUCCAGUCGUUUGCCUUCAUCUCAGGCUACAUGUGGUACAGCGUCCUUCAAUACGUCUACUGCUGGUUCUGCUCAUUGCUGUGGUGAAUAGAGAGAGGGAGAAAGGGAUGAGGGAAAGAGAGACAAUGAUAGAGGAAAAAAAGGAACAGCCAUCGAAGCCGAUCUUGGAUUUGUUGAAAUGCCACAGAUGCUGGCUUAACUCAGUGGCAAGAUGAUCAUGAAGGAAAAAUGUAUUUGAUCCUAGAUCCCAAACCUGCACCCCAUUUGGGCAGACACACACACACACAAACAAACACAGGUAUGCAGACACACACUCAUGCACACAUGCAGUUCUGCAAUAUGAACAUACAUUCAAAGAAAUAGGUGAACAGUGACAUCAUGUUUACACAUGUACAUGUCCAUAUAAAUAUAUAUAUAUAUAAAAUUCUAUAUCUCAAUGUUUACUCAUGCACAUGCUGACACGUUUUAAUUUUAAUUCCAAUCAUAAAUUAGGCUCAGGAAUAAGCCAAUUUCAUUCACCUGCCAUCAGUAAACACUGUCUUGCUUACGUCUAUGUCGUGAGGAGAACGUCCUGCAAACAUACCGAAAUGGAUUGUGCUUUGGACUUCCUGACGUCAUUUCUGUCCUCCCCUUUCCUGCUUUUCCUUCGUUGUCCUGUGUGCUCUGUUUUUGUCUCUGUGUCUAGACAGUAUUGCAAUUUGCUCACGUUUACAUUGGAUGCUUCUCCAGAUGAUCUCCAAUUCACCUUCUGUCUCAGUAGGGGACCGCUCCAUAUCUCACACAUUUCAUAACACUGAACUGCUUUCAAGUAGAGAUAAAAAAAAAAAAAAACUCCUCUUUGUCACCCUAGUUGAAUUCAUGUUGGUGUUUUACAGAUAUAAUUAAGCCAUAUGUUUUGUGUGUGAGGACUGAAACUGGAAAGGACUCACUGUUGACUGAAUGAAGUGUGAAAUUAGGCUCGAGGUGUCAUUACUGUAAAUUUAGAACAGCGUAACCUGCCGAAGUGUGCCGGUCAACUUUUUUUUGUUGUUGUUUUUGUUUGUUUGUUUGUUUGAUUUUUUUUUUAAGAUUAACAUAUGUUUGCUAUUUGUACUCUCAGUGCUAACUGCAAAUUACUGUUCAUUUUAAUUUCUUUUUUCUUUGUUUUCUUUUAUAAAAAUUAUUAUUAACGUGAACAUUUGGUAUUAUAAACGCUGAGAUAGAAUCCAUAACGUGACCACAUCAUUUCCGUUGUUUUCAGUUUCAAAAUAUCCUAAUUGUUAAGAUGGAAGGAUAAAAAACAAAACAAAAUACAACGGUACCCCUCUGUGCUGGUGUUUCUAGAAAUCUCUCUUUCUGUGGUUUAAAGAAACAAAAACUGGUGUGCGAGCCUGUUUAGACUGACCGGCUGCAGUUUACUUCAUAUUAAUGCAACAUGUUUGGUUUUAUCACAUCAAUGAUGAUGAUUGGUGAUGAUGAUGAUGGUGAUUAUUUUUUUUUUUUUAUUAUUAUUAUUGCUUUCUAUUACAACAGAGCUGUUUGGCUCUUAUUCAUAAUAACCUUCUGCUUUCUGUGUCCUGUGAGGAAAUCUGACUCUGUCUUUCAGUUCUGGCCUGAACUCUAUUGUAAACACUGUUCCCCUUUACACCAAAUGCAGUCAAAUAGGCAAGACUAGUUUGGCGUCUGAAGCUGAAGUUUGCUUGUUUAGUUUCAAGUCAGGAUCAUUUAUCAUUUGCACAGGAUGUCAAGGCAUAUGUUUAAAGUAAGGCUCAGAAAUGUGUGUGUUUGGGUGUGUUUGUGUGUGUCUGUGUGUGAGAGAGAGAGAAUGUGUAUGUGUGUGUUUGAGGUGUGUGUGUGUGUGAACCCUUCUCAUGGUGAAAUUCUCUACUAUAUAUAGUUCUGACAGCAGGCUUUCUGCAGUGCAUGUGAAUUGCAGGAGACAUGCUAACAGCUGGUAUCUGAUUACAAAAUAAAUUGAUUACUUUUCAGCCUCUUUCACUGCAGAAUACAGUUAUCAAAAAAAUUACUCAACCUGUGACAGACACUGUGUGAGGAAAUGACACUUAGCUGGCAAGUAUUUUGACAUCAUUUGACAGAAUGAAGCAAUUGUUAAAUGUUUCUUACACACCAAAAAAUAGUGAGAUUAGAAUGUGAAUAAAAGUAUUUCUGUUUUAUCAGGACUUAAAAAAGCAGAUCUCAAAACGCAUUACAUAUCAUAGCUGUAGCUGGAAUGUGCCAUAUGCUAAAGAAAUGAUAUUUACAUGUGGAAUUCCUGCUGUGCUAGAAAUCAGGAUAUAAACAAGUCACGAAACAGAUGUCAUAGCUGGGACGACUUUUGACUGGCGUGCCGCAGUGUCACAUCAUCAAUCUACAUGCAGUGCUCCAUGCACUAACGGCAGCAUUUACUUUCUCUGGAGGACUGUCAGACAUGGAAGUCUCGUUUUGUUUCCUUGUUAUAAAACAGGAAGUCAGAUAAGCAUCAAGCUCAUCACAGUGAUGGACAAUACUAACAUUCUUCAAAGGAGUGUUUAUAAGCAGAAUAGCAAUGAAAUGUUGUGAGAAACCUGCAUUGAAACAGGCAUCCUAAACCAACUGAUGAUUAGUGAAUGGUCUGAAGAGUAGGGUUUUUGCAGGGACUUUCUGACAGUUAGUUGAAAAACAAGGAAGAAGACAGUAAAAACGAAGAAAAGCCAGCUGUUUUGCAUCUCACUGAUGCACUCAUUAAGGGCUUGGAUUAUCCAAGAUUUGGAAUUUUCUGCUCUUCCACAUCAUGUAGGUUUGAGGAUUGAGGAAUUUUUUUGUUAAAAGUAAUUCAUCUGGUGAUGUACUUAAAAUUAUUUCAAUAUUGUUUUACUUGCUGUUGCUGUUGUUAUCGGGUUAUGUUUAUGUAUGAUGAUGAAACUGAUAUGAUGAUAAACGGCAACUUGUAAGAUGUUUUUGUCAGCUGCAUUUGCGACACUAACUAUAACGUCUCGCGCCAGCGCACAAAAAAGAAGCAAACUUCAGACACCAAACAUUUCUUGCUUUAUUUUCUACAAGGGGAUCAUUGUAUGCAAUUUAUUUAUGUUCCAUUAAUGCCCUUUUGUUGACUUUUUUCCUUUGUCCUAUGUGGUCUUGCCAAGUUGCAUUAGUUGUAUGCACAGAUGGAGGUUUUGGAUCAUUUUAAAAUAUAAUUUCUUUGUUUUGUUUGUUUUUUCUCCCCCGUUUUUAUAUAUACAGCAUCACCUGCCAUUUUCACUGUUUUGAAAAUGAAAAUUUGUUAAGACUGCAGGAAUACCUUUUAAUGAAGUUCUGCUCCUCAGGAUUUAACCAAGUGAAAGUGGCAUGAGGAUAUUAAAAAAAUAACAGUAUUGGAACAGGGCCUGUGACUAGAUAUAGAGUAGAUGGAUCAGCCAGGGUUAAAUUUGACCCAUGAACUAUCAGCAUGUAGUAAUAAUGAGAAGAAGCUUCUGUGUUGUCUAAAUAAAACUGUCCUUCGUCUAGCAAUAAGGUGCAAAAGUAGGAAGCAGUUCAGCUUACAAACCACUAGACUAAUUAACAGACCAGAGCUUGCCUAAAUGUGCCACUUGUGGGAGUGUGUUUGUGUUUCUGCCUAGCUUGCUGAAGUCUGAAAUGAUUAUAUGAUGAGUGUAUGAUGCAGCUUCACAUGGGAAAAAAGAAAAGAGAAAAAAAGACGCGGAAUACAUUCACAGCCGUUCGGACUGAUGAACAUGCAAGGACUUCCAUCCAAAAGAAAAGGAAAGGGAACUCAACCCUCUUCAUGUCAUAACUGUCUUUUUUUUUUUAACUUUUGUUUUUGUUUUUAGGAAUUUUAACAAAUUAUGCUAGACUGGUCUUUAGUUUUCAUUUUGUACUCCUGUUGCCCUUCUCUUUCCAGCUGCCCAGCCAUUUUACAACACAGUUUAAUUGUGCUGGAAUAAAAAUGAUAAAUAUCAAUGAAACACAA